AUGCAGGAAUAUGAGCCUGAUUUUCAUGAAGAGUGUGCAACUGCUUCCGCAUUCUUGCCAGUGUUCGUGUACUCAUUGAAGUUGUCUCCACUCAUAGAAAAGAUAAGUGACCACAAGGACUUUAAGAAGCUUCUCAGGACACGGAAUAAUGUACUAGUGCUGUAUUCCAAAUCUGCUGCUGCUGCAGAAAGCUCACUCAGGUUAUUGUCCAGUGUGGCUCAGGAGGUGAAAGGACGAGGUACUAUAAGCUGGAUUGACUGUGGUGAUACUGAAAGCCGAAAAUUAUGCAAGAAGAUGAAAGUAAAUCCUAAUUCAAAGGAGAAAGGAGUGGAAUUGCUCCAUUAUAAGGAUGGUGCAUUUCAUACUGAAUAUAACAGAGCGGUCACAUUGAAGUCUAUUGUGGCCUUUCUCAAGGAUCCAGAAGGUGCUCCACUGUGGGAGGAGGAUCCUGAAGCCAAAGAUGUUGUGCACGUUGACAGUGAAAAGGAAUUGAGAAGGCUUCUAAAGAAGGAGGACAAACCCCUUCUGAUGAUGUUCUAUGCCCCAUGGUGUGGUGUUUGUAAGAGAAUGAUGCCAUCUUACCAGCAGGCAGCCACAGAACUGAAGGGUAAAUAUGUUCUUGCAGGGAUGAAUGUUUACUCUGCUGAAUUUGAAAGGAUAAAGGAAGAAUACAACGUCCGGGGAUAUCCUACAAUCUGCUAUUUUGAGAAAGGAAAGUUCCUGUUCCACUUUGAGAACUAUGGUGCUACUGCGGCAGAUAUAGCAGAGUGGCUGAAAAACCCACAGGCACCUCAGCCACAGGCUCCAGAAACUCCCUGGGCAGAUGAAGAAAAUGUAGUUUAUCACCUGACUGAUGAGGACUUCGACAAGUUUAUAAAAGAUCAUUCAUCUGUGCUAGUGAUGUUCCAUGCACCAUGGUGUGGGCACUGUAAGAAAAUGAAGCCAGAAUAUGAGAAAGCUGCAGAGUUUCUCCAUGCAGCCAGUGAUAGUCCAGGUGUCCUGGCAGCAGUCGAUGCUACUGUCAACAAGGCGCUGGCAGAAAGAUACCACAUCUCAGGAUUUCCUACUCUGAAGUAUUUUAAGGAUGGAGAGGAGAAAUACACUCUGCCACACCUCAGAACGAAGAAGAAGAUCAUCGACUGGCUGCUGAACCCUGAAGCACCACCUCCACCUGAGCCCGCAUGGGAAGAAAAACAGACUAGUGUUAUCCACCUUGCUGGAGAAGACUUCAGGGAGUCCUUGAAGAAGAAGAAGCACACCCUUGUCAUGUUCUAUGCACCAUGGUGUCCCCACUGUAAAAAUGCCAUUCCGCAUUUCACAACUGCGGCCGAAGUCUUCAAAGAGGAUCGAAAGAUCGCCUACGCUGCAGUGGACUGUGCCAAAGAACAGAAUCAUGACCUGUGUAAGCAGGAGGGGGUUGAUGGCUAUCCCACUUUCAACUAUUACAACUACGGUAAAUUUGUGGAAAAGUAUACUGGAGAAAGAGGGGAGUCUGGAUUCACCACUUUCAUGCGAACAUUGAGAGAACGAGACCAUGAAAGAGUAGGAAAGAAGAAGGAUGAAUUGUAGUUUCUGCCUCAAUCGAAGCUUCCGCUGCACUGUGAAUGGUUCCAGGUCUUUUGUUAAUGAACCUGAGACUUCACAAAUUCUCAAGACAGAGACUUUUUUGUUUUUUUUUUAUAAACAGCCAUGGCCAUUUUGUAC
Molecule: messenger RNA, 1704 nt
Organism: Chaetura pelagica (chimney swift)
Lineage: Eukaryota; Metazoa; Chordata; Aves; Apodiformes; Apodidae
Gene: PDIA5
Product: protein disulfide isomerase family A, member 5
Exons: 17
Coding region: 1-1569 (522 amino acids)
Biological process (GO): protein folding
Cellular component (GO): endoplasmic reticulum
Molecular function (GO): protein disulfide isomerase activity
Source: RefSeq, a predicted model, not a curated record